Molecule: messenger RNA, 1931 nt
Organism: Mangifera indica (mango)
Lineage: Eukaryota; Viridiplantae; Streptophyta; Magnoliopsida; Sapindales; Anacardiaceae
Product: nuclear/nucleolar GTPase 2-like
Exons: 11
Coding region: 33-1694 (553 amino acids)
Cellular component (GO): nucleolus
Molecular function (GO): GTP binding
Source: RefSeq, a predicted model, not a curated record
CUUUUGUAAGUUGUGGGUAAAAGUAAGCAAAAAUGGUGAAGACGAAAGAGAAGAAGGUGAAUGUGUCGGGCAAGCCAAAGCACUCGCUUGAUGCGAACCGGACGGAUGGGAAAAGCGGCAGCCGUAGCGCCGCUACGGUGCGCCGUCUCAAGAUGUACAAUUCGAGGCCAAAACGCGACCGUAAAGGCAAGAUUUUGAAGCAUGAGUUGCAAUCUAAAGAGUUGCCCAACACUCGCAUACAACCCGACCGCCGUUGGUUUGGGAAUACACGAGUUGUGAAUCAGAAAGAACUUGAAUUCUUUCGCGAGGAGCUCCAAAGCCGAAUGUCAAGUAGCUAUAAUGUCAUUCUGAGGGAGAAAAAGUUGCCAUUUUCUCUCCUAAACGAUCACCAGAAGCAAGCUAGAGUUCACCUUCUUGAUACUGAACCCUUUCAAGAUGCAUUUGGACCUAAAGGAAAGAGAAAGCGACCAAAGCUAUUGGCAACAGAUUAUGAGUCUUUAGUUAAGAGAGCCGAUGGAUCUCAAGAUGCCUUUGAGCAGAAGUAUGCUGCCAGUACAUCUGCAGAAGGAAAUGAGGGAGAUGGGUUUAGGGAUCUGGUUCGGCAUACAAUGUUUGAGAAGGGUCAAAGUAAACGUAUAUGGGGUGAAUUGUACAAAGUAAUAGAUUCAUCAGACGUUGUUGUUCAGGUUUUGGAUGCCAGAGAUCCUCAAGGUACAAGAUGUUAUCAUUUAGAGAGGCAUUUGAAAGAGCAUUGCAAGCAUAAGCACAUGAUUCUUCUAUUAAACAAGUGUGAUCUUGUUCCUGCUUGGGCUACGAAAGGAUGGCUUAGAGUAUUAUCGAAGGAAUAUCCAAGUUUAGCAUUCCAUGCUAGCAUCAAUAAGUCUUUUGGCAAGGGUGCUCUGCUGUCAGUCUUGAGACAAUUUGCACGCUUGAAGAGUGACAAGCAAGCUAUAUCUGUUGGUUUUAUUGGGUAUCCCAAUGUUGGAAAGUCAUCAGUUAUCAACACACUGCGUACAAAGAAUGUAUGCAAGGUUGCUCCCAUUCCAGGGGAGACUAAGGUGUGGCAAUAUAUAACACUCACAAAACGGAUCUUCUUGAUUGAUUGUCCUGGAGUUGUUUAUCAGAACAAAGACACUGAAACAGAUAUUGUACUAAAGGGAGUGGUCCGUGUAACAAACUUGGAAGAUGCUGCUGAACACAUAGGAGAAGUCUUAAAACGUGUCAAGAAGGAGCACCUCAAGAGAGCAUAUAAAAUAGCAGACUGGGAAGACGAAAAUGAUUUUCUACUUCAGCUCUGCAAAUCAACUGGCAAACUUUUGAAGGGUGGCGAGCCUGAUGUAAUGACAGCAGCAAAGAUGAUCCUUCAUGACUGGCAGAGAGGUAGGAUUCCAUUCUUUGUGCCGCCUCCACGACAAGACGAUUCUUCUGAGGAACCCAAUUCAUAUGGGAUAACCGAUGAGGCAAUCUCAGAUAGUAAUCAAGCAUCUGCGGCCCUCAAAGUCAUCAAUACUGUGAUGAUGUCCCAGCAGCAGAAAAGUGUUCCUGUUCAAAAGGAUCUCUUCAGUGAGGAUGAAUUGAACGUUGAGACAACAAAUCAUCCUGAAGCCAGCGACGAUGACAAUGAGACAGCUGACCGGCUUUCAUCUUCUGACAGUGAAACUGAUGAAGGUCAGCCUUCAACAAGUGACUCUUAGAUCUUUUUUUCAAAAAAGGGUUUUUUACAUGGAAAAGAAAUUUUGGAAAUUCAGUUUUAUAAUCUUUUCUUGUUUAAUAUUUAAUUUUCAGUCAAUUGGAAUUGCUAGUAUGCCAAGUGAGUUUGUUUAUGCUCGCUGAGUAUUUCAAUUCGAGAGCUCUGAUUCACUUGAUAUGAUAUUUGAUGAAUGUAAUAAUACGAAUGUAAACAAAUUAUACAAAUUUAUUCAUAGAACCUA